AGAAAAUGUUGGAAUAGGAUUUGUAAAAAAUUCAGAGAAAGCUACAGCAAAAAAAUAUGGAGUUACAUCAUUUCCUACCCUUGUAUACUUUAGGAAUAAACAUCCAACAGUAUAUGAUGGAGAUCUUAUGGAUGAAGAUGCAGUUCUCAAAUGGUUGACUGACUUGGAUUCAAUGGAACUGCCAGAUGAAAUUGAAGAAGUUAACCCAGUUCUUCUUCAGAAGAUUAUUGAUGAAACUGACUAUGUAGCUGUUCUAUUCUAUAAAAAGGGAUGUAAGAAAUGUGACACUGUACUUCAAGAACUAGAGAACAUUGAUGAUGAUGCAGAUCAACAGGGCAUUGCAUUUGUGAAGAUAGCAGAUGAAGGUCUUUCAUCAGAAUAUAAUCUGGUGGAUUUACCAGCUCUUGUUUACUACAGAAAAAGGAUUCCACUACUGUAUGAUGGGGAUCUUCACAAUGAGGAAGAUGUCCUCAGUUGGUUGGUUGAAUUCAGAGACUUAGGAGAGGAAGAAGAUGUCAUUGAAGAUGUUUCUGCCAAAACCCUUGACUCUUUGAUUGAAAAAUCUCCAUUUUUAGCUGUCUUAUUCUAUGAUGGAGAUUCUAAAAAGAGCAAGAAAAUUCUGCAAGAAUUAGAAGACAUUGAUGAUGACACUGAUAAAGAAGGUAUUCCUUUUGUAAAGAUUGAUGAUGAUAAAGUGGCAGCUGAAUACGGCAUUGAUCAUCUUCCUACACUUGUCUACUUUGAAGAUAAGAUUCCAAAUUUUUAUGAAGGUGACCUUACCAAAGAAGAAGAAGUAUUGAAGUGGCUUAUUAAACAAAAAUCCAGCGAUGAAAUAGAAGAUAUCACAGAUGAGGUUUUAGACAAACUGGUUAAGAAGAAUGACUUGUUGGCUGUUUUAUUUUAUGAUAAAGAAAGUAAAAAAAGCACAAGAGUCUUGACAGAACUCGAAAAUAUUGAUGAUGACACAGACAGACACAACAUUCCUUUUGUGAAACUUGAUGAUGAAGAAAAGGCUUCUCAAUAUGGUGUCAAAAACCUACCAACCUUAGUGGCCUUCCAGAGCCAGGAGCCUAUAGUGUAUGAAGGUGAUCUUCAUAAUGAAGAAAAAGUACUGGAUUGGCUACUUGAAUUAAAAGGUUCAGAUGGUGAUGAUGAUGAUGAUGAUGAAGAAAGUGUUAUAGAGGAUGUAUCAUCUAAAGCUUUAGACUCGCUCAUAGAGAAGUCUCCCAACUUGGCAGUUUUGUUUUAUGACAAAGACAGCAAGAAAAGUAAGAAAAUACUAGCAGAGUUAGAAAACAUUGAUGAUGACACAGAUCGUCAUGGUAUUCCUUUUGUGAAGAUUGAUGAUGAUAGAAUGGCUGCUGAAUAUGGCAUUGAUGAUCUUCCUACUCUGGUUUACUUUGAAGAUAAAAUUCCAAAUUUCUAUCAAGGUGACUUGAGCAAAGAAGAAGAGGUCCUGAAGUGGUUGGUCAAACAGUUAACAUCUGAUGAAAUUGAAGACAUCACUGAUGAAGUGCUUGAUAAGCUUAUAGAGAAAUCUCCAUUUCUCGCAGUGUUGUUUUAUGACAAAGACAGUAAAAAGAGCUUAAAAGUGAUACAAGAAUUAGAAAACAUUGAUGAUGACACUGACGAACAUGGCAUUCCAUUUGUAAAGAUUGAUGAUGAUAAAACUGCUGCUGAGUUUGGAAUUGAAGAUUUACCAGCUUUAGUGUACUUUGAGAGCAAAGUUCCAAAUUUCUACCAAGGAGACCUGACAAAUGAGGAAAAAGUUUUGGAGUGGUUGAUUAAACAGAAAACCUCUGAUGAAAUAGAAGAUGUCACUGAUAAAGUAUUGGAACAAAUGAUUGAUAGUUCAAAGUACUUGGCUGUACUAUUUUAUGAUCGAGAAAGUAAGAAAAGCAUGAAAGUGUUAGAAGAAUUAGAGAACAUUGAUGAUGAUACUGACAAACAUGGCAUUCCUUUUGUAAAAAUUGAUGAUGAUGAAUCUGCUGCUGAAUUUGGCAUAGAAGACCUACCUGCUCUGGUGUACUUUGAAAACAAAGUUCCAAACUUCUAUCAAGGGGAUUUGACUAAGGAAGAAGAAGUUUUAGACUGGUUGGUCCACCAAAAAAAUUCUGAUGAGAUUGAGGAUGUGACAGACAAAGUCUUAGAACAGAUGAUUAAAAAUUCCAAAAUUUUAGCAGUGUUGUUUUAUGAUAAGGAUGAUGAAAACUCUCUGGAAGUUAUUCAGGAAUUGGAAAACAUUGAUGAUGAAGCUGACUCGCAUGGACUAGCAUUCAUCAAAAUAGAUGAUGAUGAAGUGGCUAAAGAAUAUGGAAUUGAUGAUGAACUUCCAGUAUUGGUUUAUUUUGAAAAUGAAAUACCAAGUGUUUAUCAAGGUGAUUUGAAGAAGGAAGAAGAAGUCUUAGAUUGGUUGUUGAGACAAAUUUCAUCUGAUGAAAUUGAAGAGGUGACGGACAAAAUGUUGGAUAAUCUAAUAGAUAAACAUCAGUACAUUGCUGCCCUCUUUUAUGAUAGCAAAAGCAAAAGGAGUGAGAAAAUCUUGAAGGAACUGGAGAACAUUGAUGAUGAAGCUGAAGAAAAUGGCAUAGUUUUUGUCAAAACAGAUGAUGCGGAAGCAACAGAAAGAUAUGGGAUAGAGGAACUGCCAACACUUGUCUUUUUUGAUAAUGAAAUCCCCAAUAUAUAUUAUGGUGACCUGACCAAUGAAGAAAAAGUUUUAGAAUGGUUAAUUGAACAGAAAACAAGUGAAGAAAUUGAAGAUGUGACUGAGCAGAUGCUGGAUCACCUUAUUGCUGAAUCUGAAUUCUUAGCUGUCUUGUUCUAUGAUAAAGAAUCUGUAAAAAGUGAACUGAUACUAAAGGAGCUGGAAAACAUUGAUGAUGAUACAGAUAAACAUGGAAUUCCUUUUGUUAAGAUUGAUGAUGACAGCAUGGCAAAAGAGUAUGGCAUUGAUGAUGAACUUCCAGUUCUGGUUUAUUUUGAAAACAAAGUUCCAAGUGUUUAUGAAGGUGACUUAACCAAUGAAGAGAAAGUUCUGGAAUGGUUGAUAAAACAGAAAGAAGAAGAUACCAUAGAAGAAGUGACAGAAGAAAUUCUUGAGGACUUAAUUCAAGAUCACCCAUAUGUGUUGGUCUUUUUUGCACCUGAAACUUGUAAAGAAUGUGAAGCCAUUCUUCAUGAAUUGGAGAACAUAGAUGAUGAUACAGAUGAUCAUGGAAUCCUGUUAGUAACAACAGAAGAUACAACUUUAGCAAAAAAGGAAGUUGGUAUCACAAAAUUCCCUUCAUUAGUGCUCUUCAGAAAUGGAGUGCCUGUUGUUUAUAAAGGUAAACUGAAGGAUGAGGACAAUGUCUUGAAGUGGGUCACAAGUGAAGAUGUUCUAGAUGAUCCAGAAAAAAUUGAAGAAAUCAAUCUUAAGAUGCUGGAAAAAAUGUUGGACACAUCUAAUUUUGUAGCUGUUCUUUUCUAUAAGGAUCACUGUAAUGAGUGUGAUAAAGUAUUGACAGAACUGGAGAAUAUUGAUGAUGAAGCUGAACAAAAUGACAUUGACUUUGUUAAAGUCAGUGAUCCUGUUAUUGCUAAACAGUACAAUAUCCUGUCUUUUCCUACAUUGGUCUUUUUCAGAAACAAAUUCCCUCAGUUUUAUGAAGGGAACCUGAAGAAUGAAGAAGAUGUUCUUCAAUGGCUAAUUGAUAACAAAGAUGUGGAAGAAGAAGUCAUUGAACAUGUAGAUAGAAGAAUGCUAGAGAUGUUACUGGAUGAUGUAGAAAACCUGGCAGUCUACUUUUAUGAAGAUGAUUGUGCUGAUUGUGAGGCUAUUCUUCAAGAGCUAGAAAAUAUUGAUGAUGAUACAGAUCGCCAUGGCAUCCACUUUGUUAAAACAGGUGAUGUGACACUUGCCAAAGAGUUAGGAGUCACAGAGUUCCCAUCUUUGGUUUAUUUUGAAGAUAAAAUUCCUAGUAUUUAUUCAGGUGAUCUUAGGGAUGAAGAGAAAGUUUUGGAGUGGCUAAUUAAGCAGAAAAAUGAAGAUACGAUUGAGAACAUUAACAGAGAAAUGCUGUUUAAGUUGAUUGAAGAACAAGAUUAUUUAGCAGUAUACUUUUAUCUGGAGGACCACAAAGAAAGCCAAGAAAUUUUGAAACAUUUGGAAGAGAUUGAUGAUGACUGCAGUGACUAUGAAGUUCAGUUAGUGAAAAUGAAAGAUAACUUGAUGGCCAAGAAAUAUCAUAUAAGAAACCCUCCUGGACUUAUCUUCUUCCGCCAUGGGAAAGAUAUAAAAUAUCCAGGUGAUCUCUAUGAUGAAGAGGAAGUAUUGGAAUGGCUGACAAACCCAGAGAACAUGGAACUGAGUGAUGCUAUUGAGAAAGUGAAUCGUAGAAUGUUUGAGAGGGUUCUGUCUCGAUCUGAUGUUGCUGUGUUUUUUUAUACCAAGUCAAAAUGUAAGACAUGUGACAAGGUUCUGGAGGAAUUGGAGAAAAUUGACGAUGAAGCUGAUACUGCAGAAAUUCACUUUGUUAAAAUUGAUGAUCCAAACUUUGCAAAGAAAUUUGGUGUUUUUGCACUUCCUGCUGUGGUGUUUUUCAAGCAGAAUGAAAAAGAACCUGUAAUAUAUGCAGGGGAUUUAAAAAAUGGGGAAAGGAUUUUGGAGUGGCUUCUUCUACAGAAGGAUCCAAGCAGUGAAAUGAUUGAAGAAGUAGAUGGAGAGGAGCUACAGCAGAUGAUUGAAAAGGCUGAAUCUCUUGCUGUUUACUUUUAUGACAAGCAACUCUGUGAAGGGUGUGAGGAUGGUAGCCUGGACAAGCCUGAUUGUACUGAGUGUGAAGACACUCUGGUAGAACUUGAAAAUAUUGAUGACGACACAGACCGACAUGGCAUCCAGUUUGUUAAAACCUCAGACGUUCGAAUAGCAAGGGAGUUUGGUGUAAAGAACUUUCCUGCAUUAGUCUACUUUGAAAGUCAGAUUCCAAGUGUUUAUGAAGGAGAUUUAACUGCAGAAGAGGAGGUUUUACAGUGGCUCAUUCUCCAAAAGGCUGAAGACACUAUUGAAACUGUCAAUAGAGACAUGUUAGAGAACUUGAUUGAGGAAAAACAGUAUCUUGCUGUUUUUUUCUACAAGCAACACUGCAGGGCAUGUGAUCAAGCUCUUGAAGAACUAGAAAACAUUGAUGAUGACACUGAUCUCUUUGGUAUUCAGAUGGUAAAAAUUUGUGAUACAGGGCUUGCAAAACGAUAUGGGAUUAAAACUUAUCCUGCUCUUGUUUACUUCAGGAAUGGAAAUCCUCUUGUAUUUGAUGGUGACAUGAAGAAUGAAGAAAUGGUUUUAGAAUGGCUUACUGAUGAUGAAAACAGAGAAUUGGUUGAUGAGAUUGAAGCUGUUAAUGCUAGAAUGUUAGACAAACUCAUAGAAGACUCUCCAUUCUUGGCUGUGUUUUUCUAUGAGAAUGAUUGCGAUGAAUGUCAGCGAGCACUGCAAGAACUGGAGAAUAUUGAUGAUGAAGCUGAUCUCUUUGGCAUUGAUUUUGUUAAGAUUAAUGAUGCAGAAGCAGCAGCCAAGUGGAAUAUACUUCAUAUUCCUACUUUAGCAUACUUCAGGAAAAAAGUACCUUUGUUCUAUGAUGGUGACCUUCAAGAUGAAGACAGAAUUCUGCAGUGGUUGACAAGUCAGGAUGUGUUUGAGAUCAAGGAUGAAAUUGAAGAGGUUAACAGGAAAAUGUUAGAAAAGCUGCUAGAGGAAAAUGAUUUUGUGGCUGUUUAUUUCUAUGACAGCAACUGCAUCAAGUGUGAUGAAGUUCUUGAAGAACUUGAGACAAUUGAUGAUGAAACCGAUGAACUAGACAUCAUGUUUGUUAAGAUUAAAGACCCACGUUAUGCCCGAAAAUAUGGGAUUACUAAUUUGCCAGCUCUCGUUUACUUCCGUCGCAAGUUCCCUUCAAUUUUUCGAGGUGAUCUCAUGGAUGAAAAUCAAGUUCUAGACUGGCUUCAGAAAAACCGCUAUCGACAUCCUGAAUUAAAUCUCUUCAUGUAUGCUCUUGGAGCAAUCACAACUGCUUUUAUACUCUACACUUUGUUCCUCAUGUUUUGCUUUCGUGGAAAUAAGGAUAAGCGAGACUGAAAUUUCAAAUUAAAGAUCUGUAUGUGUUCCUAAAACAAACACAAUUUGUGUGUGCGUGUGUGUGCUGCUGAGAUAUGGCCUGGCCAGUUUACAUCUUGUGCCUUCUCAUCCAUGAGAAGGAAACUUAUUUUCCAUGGAAUGUACACUUAUUAGGAAAUUUAUAAAAAUUCCAGGAUGUUACUUGAUUUAGGUACUUGCGUUUUAGCCUUUUAAAACAUAGCAAUAAAGUAUGUUCUUUCAUCAUCUCAAAUCAUUUUAUUUUUACUGAAUUCAUAAUAACUAGUUUUUAUUGAAAACAUUGCACUUGAUUUGUAGCAUGUAAGCUGAAAAGUGUUUUAAAAUUACUCACUUAAAUUAUUUAUGAUAAAGCAUUUAUUUAUUCCUUAGAUUCAAACAGAAGUUUAAGUGUUUUACAAGAACAAGUUUAUUAGGUGUUAGUGUACAAUUUUAAAAGAAAAAAUAUAUUAAAAAGCUCCAGUCAUCUAUACAACUAGUAUUUGUACAGAUGUAAUAAUAUUCAUAAUCUGAAUGUAGGAUUGACUUUAUUUGUAGCAUAUUGACAUGUUUUUUCCUGUAGCAUAGUGGCAGAAGGUGUUAUUGUUGAACCAUGUUUAUUGAGUAAGGAGAAGAAAAGCUCACAUCCACAAUUUAUUUAUUUGAAAAAAAUGUGAAUUUCAGAUUAUGAGAAAAUUCAAAUAAAUUAUUUUUCUUCCACAACCAUUUAUACAAACAAGAUUGGUGUAUAAGAAAUUGUUUUAAUCAUAAAGAUGUGUUGUGGGGAUAUUUAACAUGUUUUUGUAAACUAUUAAGCAACUAUUAGCAGUGAAAAGGUGUUUGCCUGGGGGAAUUAGGGAACCUAAAAAGUUGUCCAUCAAAUUUGAUUUUGGGAGCCAAAAAACUAUCUUUAGGAACAACAAAUGAUAAUGAGUUGAGAGUUUUGAGAGCCAAAACAUUUGCCCAGGGGAAUAGUAAAACAUUCUGGUGAUUGCAGUUUUUUGGACCCAAAACACAGCAUUUAAGGUUAACAUAUAUUGCUGAUGUUUAAAGGUAUUACCAUAUAAUUAGUGAAAUUGUUUUGACAUUGCAGUUGUCUAUGUGCACAUUUAAUUGUCAAUACAGCCUGACAAGAGUUAUUAAAUGGAAGUAAUUCAAAGAAUUUUUUUUGUAAAUCAUGGAAAAAGAAAACACUCAGCUCACACACACACUUGAAGAUCCAAUUACACAAGCAGUAAAACUCCUAUCUCUAGUCAGGCUUUUUAGUUUAUCACAGUAGUUUUGUUGUGUAUGUGUAUAUCUCAGUUGUUACAAAAGCUUAUUCUGUGCAUUUUUUUUGUCUAGAAUCAGACUUUUGUUUCUCUUGAAAAAAAACAGUUAAAAUUCCAGACCUUGAGACUAUGAUAAAUACAUAUCAUGUCAUCAAUGACACCAUAAACAAAAAAAGGAUACUAAGGUCCACAUGUACUUUCAUCUCACUGCCUUGUUUUAAAAUGUAAUGUAUUGUGGGAGUGUUGUAGCUGUAGGACAUGCAGGAUUACAAUUCAGUGGUCAACUGAUGAGUGUAGUUUGAACUCUCCAAAACAUUUCAGAAGAGCUUUACUAAUUUGGUUUGUGAAGGUACCAAACUUUGUGUGAUUGUUUUAUUUUUGUGAGUCCCUGCUUAUCAGACUCACUCUCUUUAUACUACUACUUUUCAUCUGUACGCCUCCUGCUUAAAGCCAAUAAAAUGAUUCUACAUAA
Messenger RNA from Limulus polyphemus (Atlantic horseshoe crab), 7852 nucleotides. RefSeq lists its product as uncharacterized. The record is from RefSeq and is a predicted model, not a curated record. Lineage: Eukaryota; Metazoa; Arthropoda; Merostomata; Xiphosura; Limulidae. The transcript is spliced from 39 exons. Bases 128 to 6115 code for a protein of 1995 amino acids.